GUCCUGGGAUUUUGACUCAAUCUCUGCUUGAUGCAGGUUUUAGAGUGGUAGCUCUGGAAAGUAACUCAGAUUUUCUUACAGACUUACAGUCCCUAGAGAGUAGCCUGGAUGGGCGGUUAAAGGUGAUUCAUGGUGACUUCUUCAGAAUGGAUCCUAUGGCGAAGGGAGCUUUGAAACCACCUGCUGUGUCUUCUGAAAAACUUUUUAAAACCCUGGGUGUAGCAGCAGUUCCUUGGAGGGCAGAUGUACCUUUGAAAGUUUUUGGAAUCGUGCCACAACAGUUGGAAAGAAACAGACUUUGGAGACUUCUUUUUGCCAUGUAUGAAUGCAGUUCCAUAUACAGAUACGGGAGAGUGGAACUCAACCUCUUCAUAAGUGAAAAAGAGUAUACGGUAUUAACAGCAAAGCCUGGGAAGUCAAAGAUUUAUCAAGCACUUACUGUACUUGCACAACUAGGGUAUGAGAUUGAACUACUGCAUAAGGAACCUUGGUCUUCAUUUGCAACCAAUUUGAAAAAUGGGGGACUGGCCAUACCAAAAGCUGGGCGGCUGCCAAAUGACCAUUUCUGUUUGGUACGACUGACUCCUCAGCAAAAUCUAUUUACAGGAGGCUUGAAGCCCUCAAAUGCAUCUACCUUUAUUUUCAUGGUGAAACAGUCCUUUGCUAAACCUAAGUCUAAACUUACUGAUAGAUUAAAUUCCUGGAGCUUGGACAAUAGUGACAGAUUACUGAAAGCACUAGAAAUUCCCAGAAAUGCUUCAAUGUAUAACUUGUAUCCAGAAGACUAUAAGCGUCUUUUUGAGGCUUUGCAAAACUCUCAUUUGUUUGCUGAGACCUUCUUCCAUGAUGAAGUCUUGACAAGUACAAGGACCAUGAACUUAUUAAUCUAAAGCUUUUGGAAGAUCACUUUUGCUUCUGGAAGAUUACUUUGAUAAAAAGUGAUUUAAAUAAAAUCGGAGAUACUGUUAGCUAGAUGACUUCCUGUCCAAACAGGAAAAAUUUAGCAAUUAACAAGAGCCCUUCUACUUAGGAUGAAAGUAAAGAAUUCACAGUUAUCUUCCACAAUCCUAUCUGGAAUGGACAAGCCUGCACACAAUCCUAUCUGCAAUGGACAAGCUUUGCAACUUUUGCAGGAGCUUAUUAGCUCAUGCUACUUUUGGAUGUACCACUUAAAUGCAAUGUUUUGUUACACUGUUGCUGUGUAUUCACAACAUUUGAAAAAAAUUACCUGACCAAAUUAUUAUUUGUUUGGUUUUUAUUUUAAUGCUUAAUUAUUUGGAUGCCCUUUUGACAGAUUCACAGAAUACAAAGGUUUUUACAACCACUGAGCCUGCAACAUUGUCUGCUUUUCUGAAUUUGCAGCCUAAAGUCAAUAAAUGCUAAUAAAUGAA
Molecule: messenger RNA, 1391 nt
Organism: Zonotrichia albicollis (white-throated sparrow)
Lineage: Eukaryota; Metazoa; Chordata; Aves; Passeriformes; Passerellidae
Source: RefSeq, a predicted model, not a curated record